Messenger RNA from Cavia porcellus (domestic guinea pig), 3553 nucleotides. RefSeq names its product FLYWCH-type zinc finger 1 (gene Flywch1). The transcript has 11 exons. Lineage: Eukaryota; Metazoa; Chordata; Mammalia; Rodentia; Caviidae. Bases 442 to 2553 code for a protein of 703 amino acids. The record is from RefSeq and is a predicted model, not a curated record.
GUGGGGGUGGGGAGCGGGCGCCGGGGUCGUAGUGGCUGGAGCGGCCUGGACGGCCGGGUCGAUGCCUGCGGCUGCUGCAGCCGGGGUUGAGGCACCCGCUGCGGCUCCGUCGCCGGAGAGGGAGGGCUCGCUGCCGUCGAAGGCUUUUGCUUUUGGCACCGAAUGGUCUAGCAGCUUGAAACCUUGGAGGAUACUGAACUGUCACACAAUCAGAUAAUCACUGUAAACUUUAAUUGCAAAGCAAGCCAGAGGCGAAAGCAGCCAGAGGAAUUGCAGGACUUGUCUAAGGCCUACACAGCAAGCCCAAGCCCCAGCUCUGGGGUGGGUUGAUGAUGGUGUAGUUCUCUCAUGCAAAUGAAGGACGGAGUCCAGAUUGGCAAAUUCCAGGCCAGGGAGGAGAAACUCGUCUCUCAGGGCUGAGUGCGAACUGAGGGUCCCGGGAUGCCCCUGCCUGAGCCCAGUGAGCAGGAGGGCGAGAGCAUGAAGGCUGCCCAAGAGCCAUCCCCAGAGCCCAGCAUGGAUGUAGUCCUGGCAGACCCCAGCGAGCCCCAGGAGUUCUCCAAUCUGGUCCUGCUGACAGCAGCAGACCAGGAGGGGAACGAGGUGGGCUCUGAUCCCACAGAAGUACAUUGUAUCAUCUCCUUGGAGAUGGCUGACCCCUCCACCCUGUCCAGCACCCUCCAGAUCCUGCCAGCUGAAGGGCAGGUCCAGGCAGUGCAGCCACACCGGUGGUCCUCGGGGCUGAAGCGCAGUAAGCUGGAGACAGUCUCCCAGCCCCUGGAGUUCCUGAAGACCCCAUUUGGGGGUCGCCUCCUUGUCCUACAGUCUUUCCUUUACAAGCAAGAGAAGGCUGUGGGGGACAAGGUGUACUGGAAGUGCCGCCAGCAUGCUGAGCUGGGCUGCCGGGGCCGGGCCAUCACCCGUGGCACGAAGGCUACAGUGAUGAGGGACCACUGCCACCCACCAGAUGAAAAGGGCCUAGAGGCCCGGCGCCAAAAACAAAAGCUGCCUGACUCCGCCUUGCCAGAGAGCUUGAGGGAUCCCCAGGAUCCUGAGGACCCUGGAGGCCCAGUGGAGGAGCUGCUCAAGGAAGUGAGCCCAUGGCUGUACCCUAAGGAACCAGAGCCUACACCCCAGCAGGUACAGAACAAUCCAGCCCCAGAGCAGAACCAGGUGUCUCAGACCCUGUCCCUGCUGAGCUUGCCGUUCAAGAAACGCCGUACCCGGGGCCUGGGCCUGCCUCCAGGCCUGGAGUUCCUGAGGACAUGCUACGGGGGCAGCUUCCUUGUGCACCAGUCCUUCCUGUACAAGCGGGAGAAGGUUGUGGGUGACAAGGUUUACUGGACAUGCCGGGACCAUGCACUGCAUGGCUGCCGCAGCCGCGCCAUCACCCAGGGGCAGCGCGUGACGGUGAUGCGUAGCCACUGCCACUCACCUGACAUGGAGGGCUUGCAGGCACGGCGGCAGCAGGAGAAAGCCACACCAGCUGGCCCUGGGGGCUACGCAAACAAGUUGUCCCAAGGCAUACACAGUCCAGUCUGUCACCAGGGGCCAGGUGCUCCUACUGUCACCAAGUCCCGGCCCAGAAAAAAAGCAAAGGUCUCUGCCCAGAUCCAAGCCCUACAAGGACCUCCUGAAGAAGACCAGGAUGCAGAUCUCGGUGGUCCCGAGUUCAUACGAACCCCACUGGGGGGCAGCUUCCUGGUGUAUGAGUCCUUCCUGUACAGGCGGGAGAAGGCCGCGGGGGACAAGGUGUACUGGACGUGCCGGGACCAAGCUCGCAUGGGCUGCCGCAGCCGCGCCAUCACCCAGGGCCGGCAGGUGACAGUGAUGCGUGCCCACUGCCACCCACCCGACCUCUUGGGCCUGGAAACCCUCCGGCAACGGGACAAACACCCGAGCCCCACUCAUCGAGAGAGCCUAGGUGGUCCCGAGUUCAUACGAACCCCGCUGGGGGGCAGCUUCCUGGUGUAUGAGUCCUUCCUCUACAGGCGGGAGAAGGCUACCAGUGACAAGGUGUACUGGACAUGCCGGGACCAGGCACGCAUGGGCUGCCGCAGCCGCGCCAUCACCCAGGGCCAGCGUGUGAUGGUCAUGCGCAGGCACUGCCACCCGCCCGACCUGGGGGGCCUGGAGGCCCUGCGGCAGCGGGAGCACCUCCCCAACCUGGCCCAGUGGGAAGGCCCAGAGCCUCAGCAGCCCCUGGAGUUCCUGAGGACAUCCCUUGGUGGCAAAUUCCUGGUGUAUGAGUCCUUCCUCUACCGGAAGGAGAAGGCUGCUGGAGAGAAGGUGUACUGGAUGUGCCGGGAGCAGGCCCGGCUGGGCUGCCGCAGCCGCGCCAUCACCCAGGGCCGGCGUGUGAUGGUCAUGCGCAGCCACUGCCACCAGCCUGACCUGGCUGGCCUGGAGGCCCUACGGCAACGCGAACGGCUCCCCAACCCAGAAAAGAUAAAACUUCUACCUGAAGCUCAACCGAGCACCGAGACUUGUUCUGAAAGCCAGCAGAGUUGUGGGAACAUCGAGGAGACCAGGCCGGAGAGCGAGGCCCAGUGAGAUGUCUCCGUGUGAGCCGCAGAGAGGCAUCAGCUGCUAUCCAGAUGCUUCCCAUCCACGCAGGCAUUUUUCCACCUAUCUAGAGUUGCUUGACAAGUUCUUUCAUUCUUCCCAAGUAUUGAUAGCCAUUUCCUCAGAGGUCUCCCAGUGCUUGGACAGUGUCCCUGUGUCAGCAAAAAUAGCACCCAGAACUGGUGGCACAUGGUGGCAGGGAGAUGCAGCGCAGGGCACAGAAAGCUCUGGAGGGGGCAUCUGGAUGGGGCAGAGAGACCCUGUCCACACUCUGCUACCCAGAGCCACAAGCACCAGAUCACAAAUUUUGCAAGGACUUUGCAGUAGGUAUGGUCCAUGGGCCCUAUGAAAUGCCACCCACUAGGCCAGCUCAGGCAGAGGCUUUUGCUCCUUCCGGUGAGCAUCCUUUCCAGGCCAGCACAGGCCACACAAGGUCUUUUCUGGACUGGUGGGGCUGGCAGUUCCUGGUCUGGCUGCCUGUUGCCCACAGGGUGUGGCCAGCCCCAAGCACAGUGGAGCAGACUCUUGUUGGAUUUGCCAUCCUGUGUGCACAAUUCCCAUAGCAGGUGUCCCUCCCAGCAGUGGCAGCCAGCACUGGGCAGAUACUUGGGCUGCACAGGGCCCCUCUGGUCACCUGCAUUUGCCCACCGCACAAGAGUAGAGAGUAGGCAGUGGUAGAUGCAGCCCUCCUUCCGCCUGGGAGCUUAGCAGAGAACCUGCCAAGGUCCCCUGGCUGAGCUGACCUCCAAGGGGCACAGAGACACCUGCCAGGGACUGCAGAGCCUCCUGCAUGCCAACCAGGCUGCGCCCCCAGACAGCAGGUCCCUGUCCUCACCCUGUAAUAAUGGAGGGAGCAUGCAGUGUGGUGGCAGGGUCUCCUCUUCUAGCAACCUGGCUACAGAACUGUCAUCCCUGUUGAAUAGAGAUAACUUAUGCCCCUGGCCUACAGCUUAUCUGCUUCCUCCAAUAAAUCCUAUUUUCCAUCUCA